This is a messenger RNA of Cicer arietinum (chickpea), 1867 nucleotides long. RefSeq lists its product as uncharacterized. Gene Ontology annotation, biological process: meristem development; meristem maintenance. NCBI's taxonomy places the organism in Eukaryota, Viridiplantae, Streptophyta, Magnoliopsida, Fabales, Fabaceae. The record is from RefSeq and is a predicted model, not a curated record.
UAUUGAAUUUUGUUAGUGAGGACCAGAGGAGCAAAAACUGACGGUGAUCAUUCGCGAGUUCGGCCUCCUACACAAUCAAAUAGGAGAGCUGCUGUUGAAAAAAGGAGAAAGAGAAAUGAGGAAAGGCAGGCGCCCCAGGAUGAGCAGCCCCAACAAAAUCCUUUGUUUGAUGCAGAACAAGAUGACUAGCCCCAGCAAGAUCAUGUGUUUGAUGAUGAACAUGAUCAGCAGCAGCAACAAUUUGAUGAUGAACAUGGUCAACAACACCAGCCUGAAGAACCCAUGUUUCUUGGAGGUCCUUAUGAUCUUUCUGUCCUUAAAUAUUAUGAGCAUCAUAUUGCAAUUAAUGUGUAGAAUGGACAGGAUAGACGUGCCUUGAAAGGUGUUUCGAAUGGCAAAAAACAAGACAAAUUCAUUGAUAUUAGAUAUCAGAUACCUGCUCAAAUAGAUCAUUGGAUUAAUAUAUCUGGAUUACGUCCUCUGAGAAGAUGUAGUUUGCAUGUGAUUGACGGUAAUAUGAUAUCUGGUUUUGCUGAGAGAUGACACGCAGAGACUAGUUCAUUUCACCUGCCAUUCGGUGAAAUGACUAUUACUCUUGACGACGUCAGGGGUCUUUUGAGCAUCCCAUGUACUGGAGAGUUUUUUACACCUCCCGCAAAUGUCAAUGAAGAUUUGGCAAUUGCUGCUGCUGUUGAGUUGUUGGGAGUUGUAUAUGAUGAAGCUAUCACUGAGACUAGGACCAAUAGAGGGGUCUCGUAUAGUUUUGAGUGGUUGAAAGAGGUGUUUUUUAAGAAACUUCAUGAACGAAGAUAUGACUUUGUAGCUAAGGCAUAUCUACUUCAUUUGGUAGGGUGUACCAUUCUUGCUGAUAAAAGUUUUACACUUGUAUCUGCAAAAUAUCUUUUUCUGUUUCAAGAUCUUGAUAGUUGUGGUAAAUGGGCAUGGGGACCGGUUGCACUUGUUGUGUUAUAUGACUAUCUUAGAGAUAGUACAUUGCCUGCAACCAAACAGAUUGGAGGAUAUUUAUCUUUAUUUCAGGUACUAUUAUAUUUAUUAUACUUAUCAUUAUUUUUUAAUUAUUUCAUCACCUUAAUAAUUUUACUACAUUUCAAUUAUUUACGGACUUGGAUUUAUGAACAUUUUCCUGAUAUUUGAAAACGGGAUAUGGAUGAACAUAUUUCCUCGAUGCCAUGGAUGUUUCGUUGGACUGCAAAACAAACAUCUGGGAAUGUUGCAUAUUACAGGACAAAGUUGGAUGCUUUGAGGGAUACUGAUAUUAUCUGGGCACCGAAUUACGAUGAGAACGCUGUGACACGAUUUCGGUCUGUGUCAUUAUUUACAGGAUACAUUCGUUGGUGUUUCACGAUGGUUCCGUAUUUACCCAAGAGGUGCAUACGACAGUUUGGGUAUACUCAACACAUUCCUCCUACACCACCGAUGCUUGUUGCACGUGAUGUCGACGUUGAAUGGAGUAUGUACCGGAAUUCUGUACGAUCACUUCGAGCUAAAUUGCACCCAGCUGCAUAUCCACAUGAGUGUGUUGAGGGAUACAUCCAGUGGUAUUAUAGGAUAUCUCAUCCUCGGAUGAUCCCUUAUGUUGCUGCAUAUGUUGGUCCUAGUUAUGAUGCUGAUGCUGGUCCUGAUCCUGGUCCUGAUGCUGGUCAUAGUCAUGAUGCUGGUCCUGAUACUAGGUGUACACGGUGUCACGCAGUUGGUGAUCUUAUACAGCAGAGUUUAGAUUUGCAUAUGGGUGGUCCUGAAGAUCAGAUGUGUCUCUUAUUAGAGAGAGCUUUACACAUUUCUAGAUGAGGAUAUUAUCAGUAGUAUUAUAGUUGUAUUAUUCAGAAUUAUUUUAUUAUUCGCGAGU